UUUUUAAUAAUAAUGCUUUCAUUCAUUAGAUCAAACAGGCAAUAUGUUACGAUAUCCUCUACCACCGCAUUUAAUGUUAUCACAGCCAGUACCGAGGCAACCCCUUCAUGGCUCCUAUAGUUUUCCUCAACCACCACAUCCUAACUUAGGAGGUCCACAGUUUCUUCGGCCAGAUCACAUGAUGUCUGCAUUUCCUAAUAACCAAGCCAAUCAUCAUCAACAACACCAACAUUCUUACUUAGGAAAUCAGAGAAACCAAAACAGAUCUUACUAUCAUAAUGAUCAACAACCCGGACAUCAACCAUUUUUUAAGAAUAAUCAAUAUCCUCAACGCAGUCAUGACAGAACUAAUCAGAGAUACUAUCAUCAACAUUAUUCUCAUGGUGUUAACGGUAAUGCUUCGGGAGAGUAUGAACUCUCAGGAAAGCUUGCUAUAAAAGCUCACGAGAAACAAUGGUUAAUCAAUAUACAACUGUUACAACUUAAUACAAUUCAACCAUAUGUUGAUGACCACUAUUAUAUUGUAUUCUGUGAUAAACGGAAUAAGCGACAUGCGAAUCAAGAACAGAAAGAUAAAAAACACCAUAAUAACAAUGGAUAUCACAGAGAUCAUAGAGAUUGGGAACCAACAUCCCAAGCUCCUUCAACAAGAUCAGCGUACACGCCAGCUCAGUUUGAGAAUUCAUUAGGCAAACUUCAUUGCAGUAGUGUUACGGCACCGCGCAAACUUAUCGAUAUGGAUGUCGUGUCAAAUAGCGAUUCUCAGUCUAAUUCUCAAUCACAACAAAAGGACACUAAAAAAACACGCCAAUUACUCCUUGAAAUCGAAAGGCUAUACACACUGCUAUUCAAACUCGAGGAUCUGAGCAAUCCUCUUGCUUCAAUUCCGGAGCCGCAACAGCAGCAGGAAGGAGAAGCUGAGACAAAUACGAUUAAAACCAAACCAGAAUUAAUUAGCAUGACACUGUCAUGUUUGCAACAAUUAAUACAAGAUGAUAAAUUAGCUAGUAUGCUAAGUAUUCGAAAAGGAAAGACAUUAUUACUGCGUUUUUUACCUCAUCUGAAUGUGACAGAAUAUAAUAAGCAGUUAAAAGAAUUGUGGACUGCGAUAUUUAAAGGAUUAGCCGUGAUAGGCCGUAGAGAUUGUCACUUAUUAACGGACUUCUACUCUGAAUUUUGGAGAUGGCUUAAUACUGUGAAAGAUUUUGAUACAGUAUUGCGAUUAGCAAGAGCGUUAUCGGACUCGGCUACCCAUCCCGUCAAAAACAACAGUUUAAGUUUUGCUCUUAUGAAUAAGUUUGGUAUAUCUGCAAUAGCAGCAAUGCUCGAGCAAGCAGAACAAUUAUGCGCUACAAACGAUUCCCUGCCUUCUGAAUGGUCAACUUUCAUAGAAAUGAUAGUUGAAAUAAUUGGUGGCUCGUCAUCCUGCAUUACACCUUGUCAACCGAUUGCUGCAAAUACGCUCAAUAAACAUCUGAAUCGGAUUUCCAGUUUAAAAAUAGAAAGGUAUACAACGCUAGUGCGCUUGUUGGCUGAUACCAAUCCUUUACGAUAGUCUAACAUUACAAAAGUUACAUUUGGCAGACAUUUUUUUCUUUUUUUUUUCUUUCUUUUUUAAUUUCCCUUUUCUUUUAACGUAUGAAAAAUAUAUAUAUAAAUUAUGCUAAAAAAAAAUAAUACAUACAGACAAAUAUUUUAAUAUAAUUACUAAUGUUAUCGCAAAAUAUCCACUAUGUAUCAUAAUAUUUCUAAAUAGAUGCCAUGAUUUUACAAAGUAGAUUAAGUAUCUGACGAGAGAUAUUUAAAAAAAAUUUAUAUAUAUAAAUAGAAAUUCUGAGCAUCCUGAUGCACAAUGAAGUUUCUUACUCGUAUAUAUGUGUAUAAUAUAUAUCAUCUUUUAUUGUAUAUUUUGUACACAUUAAUCAGUUUUUGAACUGAUAAUCAGUAGCGUUAAGAAGCCAUUAUAUAUAUCGGAAAAAAAUAAACGUGCAUCAGAGAAAUAUAGUAGAGUUGCAUGCCAAUAAUCUUUUUAGGAUGAUUUUUUAAAUUAUAGUAUUCUUGAUUCUACUCUGUGUAAAAUUGGUAUCUAAUAUACAGCAUAAGGGGCAAUUGAAAUAAUCACCUUGAUUUAUUUCAUCAACAAUGCAUUGAUUCAUUUUUCAUCAUAUACCACAGAGACAAAUCAAGAUGGUAAUUUCAAAUGCAUUUAUUAUAUUAAACUACACAUCCUAUCUUCCCAUGUUACAUUUCGUAUUUAUCUCUUUUUUAAUUAGCAUAUUAGAGCAUUUUAUAUAAUAUAUAUUAUAUAUAUCUA
Formica exsecta is the source of this 2314-nucleotide messenger RNA. RefSeq names its product protein PAT1 homolog 1-like. The coding region runs from base 44 to 1555 and encodes 503 amino acids. Gene Ontology annotation, cellular component: P-body. The record is from RefSeq and is a predicted model, not a curated record. Gene Ontology annotation, biological process: P-body assembly; deadenylation-dependent decapping of nuclear-transcribed mRNA. The transcript has 6 exons. NCBI's taxonomy places the organism in Eukaryota, Metazoa, Arthropoda, Insecta, Hymenoptera, Formicidae. Gene Ontology annotation, molecular function: RNA binding.